AUGUCUCAAAUAACCAUAUUCCCGGUGACGAUAGAAGCAGUAGCCGCGGCAGCGGCACUGCUGAUGCUCUUGUCCCUUGGGCCAUCAUCAUCAGCAGCAACAACAACAGAUGAUCCAAGUCCGCCGACGAUCGGGAUGCCCAACUGCGUCACGUCGUGCGCCGACGUGGACGUGCCAUACCCGUUCGGCCUCGGCACGGACCCCAGCUGCUACCUGCCGGGCUACAACCUCACCUGCGACACUACCCCCGGCAACGCGCGGCUGCUCCUCGACGUCAACGGCAUUUUCCAGGUCAUGUCUAUCAGCGACAGCGUUUUAUGGGCUGUACGCCAUGGUGACAUAAAGAUUGAUUUGGACGCCGAUGGCAAUGGCAAGGGCAUGUUCAGCAGCGGCCUUAUGUCCGAUGUGCCCUACACGCUGGCAAAUUAUGGGCGGACCGAGCUCAUCCUGACAGGCUGCAACGUGCAGGCGACGGUGAAGAAAGGCAAUAUCACCGUUGCGAGCUGUAUCUCGCUCUGCGGUAGUUUUGGGGCUGGACCCAUAGAAUAUGAUGGCACCGUGAGAUGCUCCGGCGGCACAGGCUGCUGCCACGGAGACAUCGUCAGCAACGACAACGAGAAUGAAGUGGACAGCAGCAGCACAUCCGGCUAUGACGUGCAGCUCACAUGGUUGGGUCAUGGGAACCGUAGCGCCGACCUCGAACGAUUCCCCAUGCGCGUUUUCAUCGCCGAUGUUCAGUGGUUCGCCAACAGCUCCAUCUCUAGCGAUCUGCUGCAGACAAGUGUACCACCGUCAGAGGAUACAAUGGCAGUUCCACUGUUUCUGUAUUGGGAGAUUGUUGGCGACCGCCGCCACUGCAAGAGCAAUCACAGCGAACGCAUAGAUGGAAGAAAAGGCUAUACAUCAUGCACCUGCAAACAGGGUUUCGUCGGCAAUCCCUACCUCACCGACGGAUGCAAAGCUGUGAAUAUGUGUGACUGGUACUUUGAGUGCUACGGUGAAUGUAUAAAAAACAAGAAUGGAUCCAUGACGUGCCGGUGCCCCCCAGGAACCAUUGGUAACCAUGCAAUACCCGGUGGCUGCCUUGCUAUUGUCGCUGACACAGCUAGCUGCAUGACGUCCUGCGGGGGAGUAAAUGUGCCGUACCCAUUCGGCAUGGGACCAUCCACCAGCUGCUACUUGCCGGGGUUCGACCUCACCUGCGACACAAGUCAUCACCCCCCGCAGCUGCUGCUGGGCAACACUGAGUUCCAAGUCGUCAAUAUCUCCCUUGCCGAUUCCACGAUACGUGUUAUCCGAAGGGCCGCCCUUACAAUCGCUGAGCCCAGCAAGGAGUCCACCUCGUACUGGUCGUUCGGAGGAGAUCUGUCAGGCGGUUCCCACUUUUUUUUCGCCGGAGAAGUGCCUUACUCGCUUUCCACUAGGAACGAGCUCGUGGUGACGGGGUGCAACGCGCAGGCGACGCUUCUCGGUCAUGACAACCCGGCCAUCAUCAGCGGAUGUGCCUCCUUCUGCUACGACAACGACACCGGCAGUAACAAUGGCCUUGGUGGAGGAAAGUACUGCCAUGGCAUGGGCUGCUGCCAGGCACCUAUUUCUGAGUCCUUGGACGGAAUGCCCAAGGAUUUAGUCUUCAAAUGGUUCGACACCACCAAACUUCAGGACCAGCUGCUUCCAUUGCCCGGGUACACCUUCAUCGCCGAGCAGGGUUGGUUUGAGCAGCAGGGCCAUCUAAUCAUGAAGAUGGGUCUGGAAGAAAUGUACGAAACUCCCCUAAAGGUUCCCAUUCUUCUCGGGUGGGAGGUCUUGCAUAAUGGCUCAUCAGCCAAUCCCAGGUCGCAUCGGGAUUGCCCUGGGGAGGUAGCCCGCGACAUCUGCAAGAGUGAGCAUAGCCAGUGCAAACCUGGUAACAGAGGCCAUACGUGCAAGUGCAAUGAUGGCUACCACGGCAAUCCCUACAUCACCGACGGAUGCAAAGGUACUUUCUUGGUGUUUUCAGGUUUAAGCAUUAUUAUUGGAGUAGCCAGUGGGGCUGGCCUCAUUCUUUUGGCUCUCACUAUAUACUUCGUCUCCUACAAAUAUAAGCAACGGAGGUCGCAAAUAUUGAAACAAAAGUUCUUCGAGCAAAAUCGUGGGCAAUUAUUGCAACAAUUGGUAUCACAAAGAGCCGACAUUGCGGAAAAAAUGAUCAUAACCCUGGAAGAGUUAGAGAAGGCAACAAACAAUUUCGAUAAAGCUCGUGAACUUGGUGGUGGUGGGCAUGGAACCGUAUACAAAGGAAUUUUAUCAGACCUCCAUGUCGUAGCCAUCAAGAAACCCAAGAUAUUGGUUCAAAAGGAGAUUGAUGAAUUUAUUAAUGAGGUUGCCAUCCUAUCACAGAUCAACCAUAGGAAUGUAGUAAAACUCUAUGGUUGUUGCCUUGAAACAGAAGUCCCAUUGUUGGUAUAUGAGUUUAUAUCCAACGGUACUCUCUAUGAGCAUCUUCACGUCGAAGCACCAAGUUCUUUGCCAUGGAAGAAAAGGUUGCAAAUAGCAAUUGAAACAGCCAAAUCUCUAGCCUAUCUUCACUCAACGGCUUUAAUGCCUAUCAUCCACAGAGAUAUCAAGUCUGCUAACAUACUUUUAGAUGAUACUCUAACAGCUAAGGUAGCAGACUUUGGAUCGUCAAGGUACAUUCCAUUAGACAAAUCAGGUUUAACAACGAUGGUGCAAGGUACAUUAGGAUAUUUGGAUCCUAUGUACUUCUACACGGGGCGCCUCACAGAAAAAAGUGAUGUUUAUAGCUUUGGUGUUAUGCUCAUAGAACUGAUGACUAGAAAGAAGCCAUUUUCCUAUAUGGAUUCUCACGGAGAUGGCCUUGUGGCACAUUUUGCUACCUUGUUUGCUGAAGGCAACUUGUUGCAGAUAUUAGAUCCACAAGUUACGAACGAGGGUGGGAACAGAAUUGAAGAAAUUGCUGCAAUUGCGGUAGCAUGUAUAGAAUUAAGAGGGGAGGAACGCCCAACCAUGAGACAAGUGGAAUUGAGGCUGGAAGGAGUUCAGUCACAUCUGGAGCAUGUUGCAGCAGUAGGGGAGGAAUUUGAUGCAGAUGGUAUUGUGGUAAAUUCUCUAGUAACAAGAGAUGGGAUAAGCGACCAAGAAAGCCUUACUACACAGUAUAGUACGGAAGAAGAUUUCACAUUAUCAACAAGUCAUCCACGGUAG
This is a messenger RNA of Hordeum vulgare subsp. vulgare (domesticated barley), 3204 nucleotides long. RefSeq names its product wall-associated receptor kinase 5-like. Bases 1 to 3204 code for a protein of 1067 amino acids. The transcript has 4 exons. The record is from RefSeq and is a predicted model, not a curated record. Gene Ontology annotation, cellular component: plasma membrane. Gene Ontology annotation, biological process: protein phosphorylation; cell surface receptor signaling pathway. NCBI's taxonomy places the organism in Eukaryota, Viridiplantae, Streptophyta, Magnoliopsida, Poales, Poaceae. Gene Ontology annotation, molecular function: ATP binding; protein serine/threonine kinase activity; polysaccharide binding.